Messenger RNA from Varanus komodoensis (Komodo dragon), 4747 nucleotides. RefSeq names its product bisphosphoglycerate mutase (gene BPGM). The record is from RefSeq and is a predicted model, not a curated record. Gene Ontology annotation, molecular function: intramolecular phosphotransferase activity. Gene Ontology annotation, biological process: glycolytic process. The transcript is spliced from 3 exons. Lineage: Eukaryota; Metazoa; Chordata; Lepidosauria; Squamata; Varanidae. The coding region runs from base 292 to 1215 and encodes 307 amino acids.
CAUCUGUAGACAAUUAGCAGGUGAUGGUCUGCAGACUUAUGCAAAUUUAUAAUACUGUUAGAAGGGUCUGGAACUGAAUAAGCUAUUUUCCCCUUGACUGGUUGGUAAUCCUACCUGUAAUGUGGGCCAAUAUCCUCGUACAGAAGGAAGAGAUCACCUCAUUUCUUUCUUAUAUGUAUUAUGUUUGCCACAAAAUUAUGAAAGACACUUUAAUCAGUUCUAAUUGGUUGGUUAUAUUUGUAUAUUGAGUAACUAUUUCUGAAGCAAGAAGCAUAUUUUGUUUUCAGCUGUAUGCAUAUGCUGUAUCACUGUAGAAGAAUAAUGCCUGUUGUGUGUGAGCGAAGAGCAUGCUUCAUAUUAACCAUAGAUAACAGAUGCUUUAUCAUUAGGCCCUGCUACUUCGCCAACCCAAGGAAGGAACUUCCUCUCAAGAUGGCCAAAUAUAGGUUAGUCCUGCUGAGGCAUGGUGAAGGGGCCUGGAACAAAGAGAACCGCUUCUGCAGCUGGGUGGAUCAGAAGCUGAGCAGCGACGGGGUGAAGGAAGCUCAGACCUGCGGCAAACACCUCAAAGCGCUCGGUUUUGAGUUUGACCUCGUGUUCACGUCCAUCCUCAGCCGUUCUAUUCAGACUGCCUGGCAUGUGCUUACAGAGAUGGGGCAGGAGUGGGUUCCCACCGAGGCUUCCUGGCGGCUGAAUGAGAGGCACUAUGGUGCGCUGAUCGGCCUGAACAGAGCAGAGAUGGCGCUGAACCAUGGCGAAGAGCAGGUGAAAAGAUGGCGGAGGAGCUACGAUGUCACCCCCCCUCCCAUCACAGAGUCCCAUCCUUAUUAUCAUGAAAUUUAUAAUGACCGGCGAUACAAGCAUUGUGACGUACCCUUGGAGAAACUUCCGAAGGCCGAAAGCUUAAAAGAAGUGCUUGAUAGACUCCUUCCCUAUUGGAACGAGCGCAUAGCACCGGAGGUGAAACGGGGUAGGACGGUUCUCAUUUCUGCUCACGGGAACAGCACACGGGCUCUGCUGAAACACUUGGAAGGCAUCUCUGAUGAAGCCAUAGUCAACGUGACUCUUCCCACUGGCAUCCCAGUGCUCCUUGAGCUUGAUGAAAAUCUGUGCGCGCUCGGCCAGCACCAGUUUCUUGGUGACCAACAAGCAAUCCAAGCGGCUAUCAAAAAAGUGGAAGACCAAGGGAAAGCUCCACCUGUCCUUGAGAAAUAAAGACCUUUGUAUGAACGCUUUGCCCCUCCCUCUUACCAUGCAUAGUGAGGAACAACGCUUUGUGAUUGCACUAUGCCAAUUUUUGUUUAAACUUCUCAGCAAGUGGUAGAUAACGGCAGUUUAAAUUAUAGCAUUUUAUCAAUGGAGACUAGAGAGCAACUCCUGAUAGGAGUAGCAGCGGGGAGUGAAUUGGGUAGAAUUAGGCUAGAACAACAGAACACUUCUGUAUAACCAUCCCACAUCCUUUGUAUAAAAGAAGCCCAGUAUAUAUGGAAGUAUUACAAAUCAGUGUCUAGUAGUGUCUUUAUAACGUAGAGGGAAAAUGCCUUCUGAUUAACCUAGAACUCAGGGGUGGGUUACAUGUUCUCAGGUUGACAAAUAUGAUUCUUCAUAGAAUGCUUGUUCCAGAACGUUGGGUCUUCUGCCCUCUGAAAGUUCUUCAAAUUGUUUAUAAUUGGGCAGUGUCUGUUUUCAGAUUACUCUUUGUUAGACAGGUGUUGAUUUUAUAGCAUAACUGAUGCUAUAAUUUGGAAUGGAGUCCUUUUUAUAAGCCCAAAAAUACUCUUCUCCUGAAUCUUCCCAAGUUUUGUUUUCUACUUUGGGAGGAGACCAGUGAGAAGCAAAGCCAGUUGGAUUUGAUUUUCACGUAAGAAUGAAGAAGGUUGAAUGUUUAUCACUUCAAAUCACCCUUCCCCAGUCUGCCUUUUAAAAAGAUUUGUCAACCUAUAGGGUUGCAUCAAACCCUUGUUGUCUGGCAGUGGAAUUGAAAUAACAGAACUGAAUUAGCCAUUCCUUGCGGCCUCUAGUAUGCCACCCAAACUCUAUUUCAGAGGGUUGGGACCCUCUAGAGCAGAUGUGUAAAAACUGGGGGCUACGGCAGGGGAGGUCAGUAAGGAAGAGUCCUGUCAGAUUCAACCUGUACAUUUGUCUUAGAAUUAAAGUUGAAUUAAAGUUGUGUUUGACAGUUAUUUACACAGAAGAGCGAGAGUUUUGCUUUUGUUCACAACAGCUCCUUUGCACUGCUAAGCUAUGUAGGAGCUCUGUGUGCUUCUGCUGUAUUUUUUUAUGACAUGGUACAAGGCACUGGGUCCAGGUGGUUGUUUUCCCUUCGACUUCCGUAUGGUGCAUGUUGAUGGAAGACUAAAGUUAUAGAAAGCAAAAUAUAAACUCCUGAUUGCUAUUUUGGUCCAUUUUACACUUCCAGUGUGAUCUGCGUACCACAGUGAGCAUCAAAACAGCUGAGGCUGUGUGCGCGCAACUUCUUUCAUUUUUAAAAUGUAUAUUAAAUGUUUCCAAGGCUUAACAGAGUGAAACAUGAUAUAAAACAAUUAGAGAAUAAAAUGGUAUUUUUAUAAGCAAUGUAACAAGUUAUCUAACAAAUGCAGUCAUGAAUUAACAAAGAUGACUGGGGAUAAACAAAAAGCUAAAACUCCACUGAUCUGUUGGUGAGGGAUGGGGAGAAGAGAGAAGAAAAGGGAUUCUUUCUCAUAUAAAGAGAGCCGGUGGUGGAAUGGUCUCCCCUUAAUGGUUAAAAAGUGUGUGUGGGUGUGCUGAAGUCUCCCCCCAACCUGUAACUUGGCUCCUGUUAGGGUACAAUCCUGUGAUUUUCUGGCAUUGCUGGUUGUGUCCUCACAACUGGGCCUUAAGGCGAGGGAAAAGGGAUGUGCUGGAGGGUGAGUCUGAGGAGAUGAACCUGUUCCAGCCUCCUUCCCUUCCACUCCCCAGCACUAAAUAUAGAUAGGCAAAAGAUGAGAAAAUACUCACUCCGUGAGGGUGUAAAAGCUGGGCAGUGAAGAAGCUGGCAGGAAGAAAAUGGAUGCCUUUGAAACAAGGUGCUGGAGGAGAGCUUUGCAAAGCCCCUGGACUGGCAGGAAGAAGAACAAGUGGGUCCUGCAUCAAGUCAAGUCACAGCUUUCCCUCGAAGCAAAAAUGCCAAGACUCGGGCUGUCAUGCUCAGGAUGCAACAUGGGAAGACAAGACUCACUGGAGAAGGUAAAGUUGAAGGCAGAAGAGGAAGACCAAAUCGGAGAUGGGUGGGCUCCAUCAAGGAAGCCACAGCCUUGAAUUUAGAACAGCUAAGCAGAGAUACCAUGUAUAAGACAUGCUGGAGGGUUUUCAUUCAUUGGGUCUUCCUAAGUGGGAUAUGCCUUGAUGGCACAAAACAGAAAAUGCGGGGUGGAGCAGUGAAAAUUCCUGCUACCUCUUGCUUUUGUCACUGGACGUGUUUGGCCUCCAAAUUCAGAGGCCUACGUGCCUCCACUGUGCAGGUGAUGGGAUUGCACCUUGUUACGGUAAACAUUUUCUCUGUUCCUUGCUCAUUUCCAGUGUUUGAAGCACAAAUGACCAAAAGUACCCAGAGGAAAAGGAGAGGUUUCAGCACCUCUCUCUCAUGCACAUAUUUAUGGUUAAAUUAAGACUCAGCCCUUGGUUUUAUAGGCGAGUGAAGGCCCUACCAUGUUGACUUAGAACUGCUCUGGGAAGUGAAGAGGAGGUUGGCAGGAAGCAGGCGCAUCUGUGCGUACUCUAGCAGGGUUCAUGCUUGUUCUCCGAUGUGACGCCACUGCUUGGGUUUUAAGUAACUUGGUUAGCAUGGUGCUCCAGGCUGCAGUCGCCACAUUUCAGCUGCUCUUUAUGUAAUUUACCCAAAAGAGGUGCAUAACUUUUCCUGCACUUAACAUGUGGGGAACUGUGUGUGUGUGAGAUAACUUUCCUCUGAGGUUGUUUUUUUCAUAAUUUUUGCAAAGCCCAAUUUAAAUAAUAAUAAAGGAUCUGGGUAUCUUUUUCAAUGUUUUUAUGAAGUUCUCUUUUCAACCACAGAACAGCCACUUGGAGGGCGGCAUGUCAUCCUUAUAUCCUAGUUUUUUCCCCUUCCUGGUGACCAAUAUAAUUUCAUUCUUAUAAUACAGAGUAUAUAAUAUUCUGCCUGCCUUCUUGAAAAUGUAGUUUGUUGUGGUAGUGAUUCACUCAUUUUAUCUUUUUGCUGGAUCUUUUGUGCCAAUGAAGCAUAACUUAUGUUUUAUCACAAACUUCUUUUUUAGAAGCAUUUGAGAUUAUCUUUGAGAUUAGAUAGCAGGUUACUUCAAGAAAGAAAGAAAAAUCCCCACAGGAUUGUCAGAUAUCCACAUUAUAGCAAAGAAGUAUGCGACUUCGCACCCUUUAAAUCUCCACUGUGCAUUUCCUGGGUCCUUUGGCUGCUUCAGAUGCAUCCCUUUUUAAACUCCCACCGUAGGCUUCUCAGAGCUGCAAUGUGUUCAGUUUUGUGCUCAAGUAGCUCAAGUAGGGAUGUGAGGGUGUGUUUGGUAGACAGUAGGUAGAUAUUUCUCAGCAGAAUUCAAUUUACUUUCUAAACUGGGAAAUCCUCACAAGUGGCAUCCCUGGGAAGGUUUCAAGUGUGUGUAUCGGGGGGAGGGGGCGAGGUGGAAUGGAAAUCUGGUGGGAGAACUGAAGUAUGUGCACUGCUUGUUUUCUUUCCCAAACUAAACUGCUUUUACACCUGUACAAAUGACAAAUACAAUUUGGUUUGCACAAACAA